Suillus subaureus is the source of this 1177-nucleotide messenger RNA. Its product is annotated as acyl-CoA N-acyltransferase. Lineage: Eukaryota; Fungi; Basidiomycota; Agaricomycetes; Boletales; Suillaceae. The coding region runs from base 273 to 905 and encodes 210 amino acids. Gene Ontology annotation, biological process: glycoprotein metabolic process. Gene Ontology annotation, molecular function: acyltransferase activity, transferring groups other than amino-acyl groups; beta-N-acetylglucosaminidase activity. The transcript has 3 exons. The record is from RefSeq and is a predicted model, not a curated record.
CCUUGAUGGCAUAAGCUCCUUCAUGUACACGGGUUUGUGGGCUGUGGGGACCCUUCAUAGCACGGCGACCUUGUCCUUACAGAGGGUAACUAUGGUUUGUAUGAGCUCCGGCUCAUGCACCGUCUCAAUAUUUUCCUGUCCUGCCACGGCCACUCUGGCUGGAUGUGUGUAACUUCAUGAGACAUGUCACUUAUCACCCCAUGUGCUCAGUAUCACACGAUAUACCUUAUGAUUACGGUCAUGUCCCUUCAUUCUCUUAGUCUACCUUCAUCAUGGCCCCCAUCAUCCGACCAGCCACCAAAGCUGACCAGUCUGCCAUCUCCAACAUUUGUCUGCUCACCGCAAACGCGGGCACAUCAUCCAAGCACUUGCAUUCCCAUCCUGCACUCCCAGGCCUCAUCUACGCCCUCCCCUACCUCAUCCUUGAAUCAACAUGGGGCUUUGUACUUGACGACGACGGAGAAGUCGUAGGGUAUACCCUCGGCGCGUUCGACACGCGCAAAUUCGAGGAGAGUGCAGAAACCGACUGGUGGCCCUCACUCAAAGCCCAUUACGGCCCCCUGCUGCACGACUCCGCUGCAGCGCUCACAGCUGCUGAUAGGACUUAUAUCAACACCAUUAUGACCUUCCCAAGAGCAAGUGAUGCGACGAUGGCGUUCGCACCCGCGCAUUUGCACAUUGACAUUCUGCCAAGCCAUCAGCAGCAGGGAUGGGGGCGGAAGUUGAUCGCACGAGCGAUGGAGAAUUUGAAAGAAAAUGGUGUAAAGAGUGUUUGGUUGGGCAUGGAUACGAGGAAUACAGAGGCCGCGGCGUUUUAUGCGCGAUUGGGUUUCAAGAAGUUGGAGGGCGCGGAGGAUGGCAUUAUGGGUAUCACAGUGCAGGAGUGGGAGGACUACGCUGUUUAAAGUUCAACUGCGAAUACAGAACGGUUCUUGAUGACACUAAUACUAGGCACUCCUAAUGAACAUUUCAAUUACGGAGUCAGGUAUUCGAGAUAUGUGAUUGAUCUAAGAAACAACUUUAGCACUAGUGCAAAUUUGUGACCUAUCCAUCCAAUCGCAAGUCAUGGACUUGAUCGUGAUGAGUCCGUGCUUUCGAGAGUAUCUCAUUUGACGAGAGGUUUGGCCUGCGGGUCACCUUGGCGAUUUAUGCACCAAAAUCACUGCCCACAUCCAGC